CGGCAGGGAGCGUGCGCAGUGGGACUGCCCGCCCUUUCCGCCCUGCCCCGGUGCUUUUCCGCACUGAUGGCGGCGAGCUGCCCGGAGGUGGCCCAGCAGCAAAUUGAUGAAAUCGAAGCCCUCUCGUCCAUAUACGGUGAAGAUUGGUGUGUUGUUGAUGAAGAUGAGAAAAUCUAUUGCAUUAAGAUUGGUGACUGUCUGGAUCGACCAAAGUGGACCCUCUGCCUGCAGGUGAUUUUGCCUCCAGGAUACCCAACUUCAGAGCCACCUAUUUAUCAACUGAAUGCUCCUUGGCUUCGGGGACAAGAUUACACUGAACUAGCAAAUAGUUUGGAAGAAAUAUAUAUACAGAACCUUGGUGAAAGUAUUCUUUACUUAUGGGUGGAGAAGAUACGAGAAGUUCUGGUGGAGAAGGCACAGUCAUCAAAUUCAGAACCAGAUAUUAAGAAAACCACUGAAGAAGUUGAUGAAGACAGUGUGGAUGAUUUUUUCCUGGACUAUCAGCCUGUCCAGGAAGAUCCAGUAGAAAUUUUAAGUUAUAUCACAUCUGAAAGUCAAGAAGUAGAUGAAGAACUGCCAAUGAUACAUCAUGGAAACCCACUCACAGAUCGAAGGAGUACUUUCCAGGCACAUCUGGCUCCUGUGGUGACACCCAGACAAGUAAAGAGAGUUCUUGAAAAAUUAUAUGAGAAUAAGAAAAUUGCAAGUGCCACCCACAACAUAUAUGCAUACAGGAUAUAUUGUGAAGAUAAGCAUACGUUCUUACAGGACUGUGAAGAUGAUGGGGAGACAGCAGCUGGUGGACGUCUUCUUCAUCUUAUGCAGAUUUUGAAUGUCCAGAAUGUGUUAGUUGUGGUAUCCCGCUGGUAUGGAGGUAUUCUGUUAGGACCAGAUCGUUUUAAACAUAUCAACAAUUGUGCAAGAAAUGUACUUGUGGAAUACAACUAUGUACAUUCAGUGGAAGAAUCAUCCAAACCAGCAGGAAAGAACAAAAAGAUAAGGAAGGACAAGAAGAGAACAGAACACUAAUUGACUAAUUUAUUUCUAAAAACUAUAAAAGAUUACUUUGCACAUAUUUAUAGAAAGGAAACAUGAACAUUAAUGCCUUAUCAAAUACAAAGUUUUGUAUUCAAAAGAGAAUUUAGUAAAGCUAUAUCUAUUUUUUCA
Meleagris gallopavo (turkey) is the source of this 1167-nucleotide messenger RNA. RefSeq names its product impact RWD domain protein (gene IMPACT). Lineage: Eukaryota; Metazoa; Chordata; Aves; Galliformes; Phasianidae. The record is from RefSeq and is a predicted model, not a curated record. Gene Ontology annotation, biological process: regulation of translational initiation; GCN2-mediated signaling. Gene Ontology annotation, molecular function: protein binding. Gene Ontology annotation, cellular component: cytoplasm.